AUGCUUGUCCUUCACGGUCUCGGCUUAAUUGUCAGUUCCGCACUGAUCGUUGCUCAGAGUGAAUGUCCUGGCUACGCUGCAACGAAUAUCCAGCAAACCCAAAGUGGUUUGACGGCUGAUCUGCAUCUUGCAGGCCGUUCCUGCGAUGUCUACGGGGUAGAUCUACCCAAUCUGACCCUGACUGUAGAAUAUCAGACUGGUAUCUCAGAGCAUCGGAUACGAGGGUCUUCGAGGCUUCACGUUCUCAUCCAGGACGCAAACGAAACAGUAUAUCAAAUCCCAGAAUCUGUUCUUCCUAGGCCCAACACUACCUCAGAAAUUUGGGCCAACGACUCUAAAAUUCAAUUAACCUACACGGAGGACCCUUUCAGCUUCGCAGUCUCCCGCCUUGAAGGGGAAGCACUUUUCAACACAUCAGGCUAUCCGAUCAUCUUUGAAUCACAGUAUUUAGGCCUAAGAACCUCACUUCCAGAUGGUCCAAAUCUAUACGGCCUUGGUGAGCACUCUGACCAUUUCAAAUUGAAUACAACCAAUUACACAUGGACCCUGUGGUCUCGAGACUCCUACGCGAUUCCGCAAGGCACCAAUCUCUACGGCAAUCACCCAGUCUAUGUCGAUCACCGAGGAGAAAAUGGUACCCAUGGAGUUGUUCUUAUGAAUUCGAACGGGAUGGACAUUAAGAUCAACAAUACCAAUGGCCAGUAUCUUGAAUAUAACACUUUGGGCGGAGUCUUUGAUCUUUAUUUUGUCGCAGGCCCUUCACCGGUCGAGGUAUCCCAGCAGAUCUCUGAAGUUGUGGGAAAACCUGCUAUGAUGGCAUAUUGGACCUUCGGCUUCCACCAAUGUAGGUAUGGCUACCAAGACGUAUACCAGGUAGCAGAAGUUGUAUACAACUACAGUCAAGCGAAUAUACCUCUUGAGGUACGGGUCUUCUCAUCGUUGAAUUAG
Exophiala aquamarina CBS 119918 is the source of this 948-nucleotide messenger RNA. RefSeq names its product alpha-glucosidase. The record is from RefSeq and is a predicted model, not a curated record. NCBI's taxonomy places the organism in Eukaryota, Fungi, Ascomycota, Eurotiomycetes, Chaetothyriales, Herpotrichiellaceae. The transcript is spliced from 2 exons. Gene Ontology annotation, molecular function: carbohydrate binding; hydrolase activity, hydrolyzing O-glycosyl compounds. The coding region runs from base 1 to 948 and encodes 315 amino acids. Gene Ontology annotation, biological process: carbohydrate metabolic process.